UUGUGUGUGCUGAAGCGGGACGUCUCUGACUGUGAGCUGUCACUUUGGGGAAGAGGAAUGAAGAACUUCUACUUGGUGUAUGAGUGUUUUUCGAAGAUGUUUAGAUGCUGAUAAUCUUCUGCCUUUUUGUCUGGUUUUCAGCUGCAUGUGGCUGCUUUUGCACUUUUAUGAGGAAUGAUCUAAGGUGCUUCUUCUACUGUCUUCUGAAUGUGCUGCUGAUUCUUCUAUGGACACAGAUUGAGGUGCGGCGUCCAGUUCAAAUAAAAUAAAGUGGAGAGAGGAAGAUGCCGGUCCCGCCUCCCCCACCACCCCCAGGGCCUCCCCCUCCUCCCACCCUUGCUGUUGCCAACACAGAGAAGCCAAAUCUAAGCCGUUCAGAGCAGCAUGGAAGGAAUGCUUUGCUGUCUGACAUUUGUAAAGGAUCCAGAUUAAAGAAAGCUGUCACUAAUGACCGCAGUGGACCUUUACUGGAUAAACCCAAAGGAGGAGGAGGAGGUGGAGGUGGAGGAGGAGGUGGCGGAGGAGGCGGCGGCGGCGGAGGAGGUGGUGGAGGAGGUUUUGGUGGUGGGGCACCUGGUGGUUUAGGAGGCCUGUUUGCAGGAGGGAUGCCAAAGCUGAGGUCUGCAUCAAACAGAGAUUCUAGUGACUCAGGACCUACUCGAGGGCCCUUUCCCCCCCCAGGAGGCCGCUUUAGUGGGCCCACUCCCUUCGGUGGCGGUGGAGGCCCGCCUAAAUUGCCAGGAGCCCCCGCUGGUGUCCGCAGCAACGUCCCUGAUCUUCCCAAAGGUCGGCCCAAUCUCCCAUCGAGACAAGACACUUCAGGAGGCCUCCCUCCUCCCGUACCCAACACACCUCGACCAAACCAGUCUCGUGGGGGCCCACCUCCACCAGCACUCCCCGGAGGCCCCAGGCCCUCCCAGGGCUCUGCACCGAUACCUUCUAGUGCUCCGCCAGGGAGGCACGGACCUCUCCCUCCCCCGCCAGGAGGCUCCUCUCCUGGACCAAAACCCGGAUUCCCUGCACCUCCUCAUCCACCCUCAAACAACAGCCGACCUCCCUUUCCACCUGCUCCUGGAGGUAGGCCUCCCCUUCCCGAUGACAGACCCCCACCGCCACCAGUAGGAGGUCAUCGGCCAUCUAUGCCCCGCGAUAUACCCCCUCCACCUCCUUCUGUCAACUCCAAACCUUCUUCAUCUGUCCCUUCCUCCUCUGCCUCUCGGCCUUCAGUUGGUGGGGGUGCGCCCCCUCUCCCGCCGGGCCGACCGGGCCCUCCUCCUAUCCCACCAUCCCCAGCUGGAGGGGACGACAACAGCACCCCUCGGCUGCCCCAAAGGAACAGCUCACUCAACAGCCACGGUCCGGCUCCGCCUCACGGUCGGACAGGACCUCUCCCUCCUCCGCCAAACGAGAGGCCGCCGUCUCUUGGCAGGAACCCAGCCUCGGCACGCACAGGGCCUCUUCCUCCUCCUCCUCCCUCAGGGCGUAGUGUGGGCAGCGUGAGGUCAUCGACAGCUCCUUCUCCUAUUGGCCGGUCUGGCCCGGAGCCUCCUCGAGGUGGACCCGGCGGAAGACCUCCCCUCCCUCCAGACAGGCCGGGUUCAGGAGGGCUCCCUCCUCCACCACCACCCAUGGGUAACGGCUUCCAAAACUCUCACCAAAACCAGAUACAGGAUGAGUGGGAGUCUCGAUUCAAUUUCCAUCCUGUGUCAGACCUUCCCCCACCUGAGCCCUAUGUGCACUUCCAGAAGAUCUACCCCAGCAAGAUUGCUAAGACUGACGGCAAAGGUUCUGGUAAAAAGGAGAGAGGAGCUCCACCUCUUCCACCUAUACCCAGGUGAAGAUGUGGCAGCAAACACGACCCCUGGAACUACUUUUUCUGUUGCCCAUCUCUCUCGCUUUCUCUGUGUUCCACUCAUUUGCGCUUUUACUCGUGGCUUUGGUUCAUCUAUGGACUGCACAUAAAAUGGACAUAUCUUUGGCCAAGAAAAAGGACGGACUCACAAUGUGGAGUUUACACCAUGUGCCUCUGCAGCAGCAGAGUGGCGCCAUCCAAACACCAAAGCCUGUUCAUUUUCCGGUACAGUUUGUUUUAGAUAAGAAGAAAAAAACCACCGGCUCCGGAUCCUUUGCUUGCCAUAAGUUGCUUGCUAGAUAUUUUACAAACUAGCAAUACUUUUAAAACAGAAGACAAAGUCUUACUUGACAAAUAAACCUGCGUUUGGCAGGUAGCACACAUGCAUGCAUGUUUACCCAGCAUAGACAGCAUUAGGUGAAGCUAAAUCAACAUCAUAUGGCAACGUUAUUGUCAACAUCGGAGUCCCAGGGUUACAGAACAGGCCUUUUAAUUCAGCCGGUUUCCUCCAGGUGUGCUGACAAACUCUCUUCUCGUGCCUUUUUCUAUUCAGGAUUGUAAUGUUUUCAGGCUGCUUAAAUGAGUUAAGGGAAUUAGCCUUUUGUGCCUUAAAUUAUGUCUGUAUGUUUGUUCAGCUGGAUUGGAUCAUCUCUGCUGAUGUAAAUGCAAAAACGGAAGCAAUACAGCAGCACGAUUGCCACAUCUUGAAUAUUUAGCAAACAUUGACGCGGACAGACACGGAUUCAAACUGCUGCAGAAAACGUUAUUGGAAAAGCAGGUGUUUAAUUUGCCAAAGCCACAUGUGCCUUCACAGUGUGUGUAUUUACGUGUGUGUUUCUGUUGCAACCACUGAACGGUACUUUUCAUUUGUUAAAUGUGACGUGAGCGCGCAUUUAAUGUUCAUGAUUGAGAUGUUUCAAAGGAUGUUAUGGCAGCACGAGUUUACAGUAGAACAGAUUCUUAUUUUGCUGUUUUGUUUAAAGCUGCCUUGACUAUGGAGGACCUGUGUAUGUAUCUGUAUGAUUUAAUCAAGAAGGACUGUAUUAUUUUAAGUUAUAUGUCUGAGCUGUGCAGUAUUAGGGUUUUUUUUGUUUGUUUGUUUUUUUGCUUCACCCUGCACUGCUUUGAAUGAUUUUUUUUUGUAUACAGGAUGUAUUAUUAUCAUGUGUUGGUCAAAGCAGCAUUUUCUUAAAGACAAUCAUAUGGAAGUAAAUCUAUUGACAUCAACAAAUAAAACGCUUUAAGAGGCUUUAUGUGCUCCACAUGGGGCAAAAUGUGGUUUUAUUGGACUGAUUGGACAUUUUAAAUAAUUUGACAUUCUCGCACAUAGAAGGACAAACAAUUGAUCAGACAUGUAAUGGAUGUCAGCAUCCAGCUGAAGUGAUAUAUUAUGUAUUAUCCAAUAAAGAAUAUUUGUGCAAUAA
Scatophagus argus is the source of this 3276-nucleotide messenger RNA. RefSeq names its product WAS/WASL interacting protein family, member 1b (gene wipf1b). The transcript has 9 exons. NCBI's taxonomy places the organism in Eukaryota, Metazoa, Chordata, Actinopteri, Scatophagidae. The coding region runs from base 285 to 1838 and encodes 517 amino acids. The record is from RefSeq and is a predicted model, not a curated record. Gene Ontology annotation, molecular function: actin binding.